Molecule: messenger RNA, 1806 nt
Organism: Vigna radiata var. radiata (mung bean)
Lineage: Eukaryota; Viridiplantae; Streptophyta; Magnoliopsida; Fabales; Fabaceae
Product: serine/threonine-protein kinase PEPKR2
Exons: 4
Coding region: 403-1806 (467 amino acids)
Biological process (GO): peptidyl-serine phosphorylation; intracellular signal transduction; protein autophosphorylation
Cellular component (GO): nucleus; cytoplasm
Molecular function (GO): calcium-dependent protein serine/threonine kinase activity; calcium/calmodulin-dependent protein kinase activity; calmodulin binding
Source: RefSeq, a predicted model, not a curated record
AGCGUGGAUGCGGGCACAGCAUAAGAUAACCCUACGGUGAAGCAAAGAAAAAGAACAGAGUUGAGCAGACCAUACACGACACCAAGACUUCCCUUUUUCACCAAACAUAACACAAUCAAGAUAACUCUUAUUCACCUAUUUCCCCCAAUUCUUGGAUCCAAGAUUUUUAGGGUUUCUGAACCAAUCUUCUUCGCCAUUCUUCCGUUUCCCAUUUAUUCUUUCUCCAACGCAUUUAUUUUUUUUCUUUCGAUUCUCUCUUAUCUUCCAUUGGAGAUCCUCCUUCGCUCCAAACCUAAGAGAAGACGGAUCAAGGUGUGAAAUAGGGGUUUGCUUGGGGGAUGGGGUUGUUGUGAUCUUGAGAUUUUUGAGAGUGGUGAUAGUUUGUUAACGUUAACCGAUGUAAUGAGGAAGAAAAGGAAAGGAAGCGAGGCCGAUGCGUCUGCUGAUCUGCCUGUUAUUUUGUCUCCAAAUCUUGGCUCUGCUUCGUCGAAUUUGAAGUCCCAUUAUUCGCUAGAGGAUUGUUCUAGGCUGAAGAAGAGGUGUUGUAAGGAGGAGGAUGCUGCCACUGAGCCAGCUGCUUCCUUUAAAAGGAGGCUUGCCGGCAUUGCCACUGCCCCGCCUUGUGGGACUUCUUCGUUGAUCACGCCGGGGCGAGGGCUUAAGAGGAAGAUUGGAUGCAUCGAUGUUGCUACCCAGAUGGGCAGGAAGAAGAAGAUUGAGGAUGAUUAUGUGACUGGUGAGACGAUUGGGCAAGGCAAGUUUGGGUCUGUUUGGCUGUGUCGGUCCAGGGUUAGCGGAGCAGAAUAUGCAUGUAAGACCUUGAGGAAGGGGGAGGAGACGGUUCACCGAGAGGUUGAGAUAAUGCAACACUUGUCCGGUCAUUCUGGGGUUGUGACACUGCAAGCAGUUUAUGAGGAAGCUGAUUGCUUUCAUCUUGUAAUGGAAUUGUGCUCUGGGGGACGACUAAUCGAUCAGAUGGUUAAGGAUGGUCCUUAUUCAGAGCAGAAGGCUGCUAAUGUACUCAAGGAAGUGAUGUUGGUCAUCAACUAUUGUCAUGACAUGGGAGUUGUGCACAGAGAUAUCAAACCUGAGAAUAUACUGCUCACAGCAUCUGGGAAAAUAAAGCUUGCAGAUUUUGGUUUGGCCAUGAGAAUUUCCGAAGGUCAGAACUUGACUGGUUUGGCGGGAAGCCCUGCCUAUGUUGCCCCAGAAGUAUUGUUAGGCAGAUACUCUGAGAAGGUGGAUAUAUGGAGUGCUGGAGUGCUUCUGCAUGCUCUGUUGGUUGGCAGUCUUCCAUUUCAAGGAGAUUCAUUGGAAGCAGUUUUUGAGGCUAUUAAGACCGUCAAAUUAGAUUUCCAAACUGGGAUGUGGGAAUCAAUAUCUAAACCUGCGCGAGAUCUUAUUGGGAGAAUGCUAACAAGGGAUAUCUCAGCUAGGAUAUCAGCUGACGAAGUACUUAGACAUCCAUGGAUAUUGUUCUACACGGCACAGACAUUGACGAUGCUGCCCAUCAAAUCAAAAUUGAAGAACCAAAUUGGCGCAACAACUCAACAGUUUGUUGCUGUUCCUGAACCAGGAUUAGGAGGGAAUAGAAUAGAUAAUUACUCACUUAGCGAGGGUUCAUUCUCCGAAAGUUGCACUUCAGAUGAUCAGGAUGAAUCUGUGUUGAUUGAUGUGCUUGCCUCUGCAAUUUCGCAUGUGAGGAUAUCUGAACCGAAGAGGAGCAGGGUGUGUGGUCCCACAGGUCCGAUAGUUCAACAAGGUUCAUCUAACAUGAAGCCUAACAACCUUUGUAAAGCAUUUUAA